Molecule: messenger RNA, 2490 nt
Organism: Hibiscus syriacus
Lineage: Eukaryota; Viridiplantae; Streptophyta; Magnoliopsida; Malvales; Malvaceae
Product: polyadenylate-binding protein 2-like
Exons: 9
Coding region: 334-2295 (653 amino acids)
Cellular component (GO): ribonucleoprotein complex; cytosol; nucleus
Molecular function (GO): poly(A) binding; mRNA 3'-UTR binding; poly(U) RNA binding
Source: RefSeq, a predicted model, not a curated record
CUUCUUUACUGGGUGCGGCGCAGUUCGUUCUGCCCUCCCCGUUUUGUCACUUUUUAGAAAAUCCAAAAAAGAGAGAAAAUCUUGAACUCCUCUUUUGUUCGCCGUCGUCAUAUAUCGUUCCGUUCAACUCCGGAUCUCUGACCAUUUUAUCCCCGUUUACGCCUCUCUCUCCUUUUCUAUCCGAAAUACCAGAAAAAAUAUUUAGUUUUAGAAUAUGUUUUAAUUUUUUUCUCGAUAGUUUUUGAUUGAAUAACAGGCGUAGAGGGGGGAAACUAAAAGAGAAGAAGAAAAAAAGAGCGCGAUCUAGAAGAGUUAGCGUUACGGGUUAUUUUGAUGGCACAGAUUCAGGUUCAGUAUCAGGCGCCGGUUUCCGGACCAAACGGCGUUGCCCCCGUAACUGGUGGUCCGCAGUUGAUGCUGACAUCGCUCUAUGUCGGGGAUCUUGAUUUAACUGUUACUGAUGAGCAGCUCUACCAAACGUUUAGCCAGGUGGCUCAGGUCGCUUCAGUAAGAGUCUGUCGGGACUUGGCAACUGGCCGGUCUCUCGGCUAUGGCUAUGUCAACUAUAACAAUCCUCGUGAUGCGGCUAGGGCAUUGGAGCUACUGAAUUUCACUCCACUGAAUAACAAGCCCAUUCGCAUCAUGUAUUCUCAGCGAGACCCUAGUCUUCGUAGGAGUGGUACUGCAAACAUAUUUAUCAAGAACUUGGACAAGUCUAUUGACCACAAAGCUUUACAUGAUACAUUUUAUUCAUUUGGCAACAUUCUUUCUUGCAAGAUAGCUGCUGAUGGUCUAGGGCAGUCUAAAGGCUAUGGUUUUGUACAAUUUGACAACGAAGAAUCUGCCCAAAAUGCAAUUGAUAAAUUAAAUGGCAUGUUAAUUAAUGACAAGCAGGUCUAUGUUGGACCUUUUCUUCGCAAGCAUGAAAGAGGCAGUGCUUCGGAUAAGACCAAAUUCAAUAAUGUUUAUGUGAAAAAUCUUUCUGAGUCUACAACAGAUGAAGACAUAAAAACAAUUUUUGGUGAGUAUGGCGAAAUUACUAGUGCUGUAGUUAUGAGGGAUCCAGAUGGGAAGUCAAAGGGUUUUGGAUUUGUCAACUUUGAAAAUGCUGAUGAUGCUGCUAAAGCUGUUGAAGCUCUUAAUGGAAAGAAGGUUGAUGAAAAAGAGAUAUAUGUUGGAAAAGCCUUGAAAAAGUCUGAAAGAGAGAAUGAGCGAAAGGCCCGAUAUGAGCAGACGUUAAAGGAAGCUGCUGAUAAAUUCAAAGGUUUGAAUUUAUACAUUAAAAACUUAGAUGAUAGCGUUGGUGAUGAAGCAUUGAAGGAACUGUUUUCAGAGUUUGGUACCAUUAUUUCAUGCAAGGUUAUGUGCGAUCCUAGUGGAAUUAGCAAGGGCUCAGGGUUUGUGGCCUUUUCAACCCCUGAAGAAGCAUCUCGAGCUCUUGCUGAGAUGAAUGGUAAAAUGGUUGCUAGCAAACCACUUUAUGUUGCACUUGCGCAAAGGAAAGAAGAGAGAAGAGCAAGGCUUCAGGCUCAGUUUUCUCAAAUGAGGCCACUUGCUAUGUCCCCUGUUACUCCUCGACUUCCAAUGUAUCCUUCUGGUGCUCCGGGUCUUGGUCAACAGUUUUUAUAUGGACAAGCACCUCCAGCUAUUACUCCCCACCAGGCUGGUUUUGGCUAUCAGCAACAGCUGGUUCCUGGAAUGAGGCCUGGCGGCCCUCCUGUGCAAAAUUUCUUUUUUCCCAUGGUACAGCAAGGUCAGCAGGGGCAGCGACCAGGGGGGCGCCGGGGAGCAGGUCCGGUGCAACUGACUCAGCAACCUGUGCCGUUGAUGCAACAGCAGAUGCUGCCCAGGGGAUCUGUCUAUCGUUACCCCCCAGGCCGUAUGAUGCCCGAAGUUCCAAUAUCAAAUGUUCCUGGAGGAAUGCUUUCUGCUCCAUAUGACAUGGGUGGAAUGUCAUUGCGUGAUGCUGGUGUUGGUGUUGGGCAGCCCAUGCCGGUACCAGCAUUGGCUACUGCUCUUGCAAAUGCAACACCUGAACAUCAAAGGACGAUGCUUGGUGAAAGCUUAUAUCCCCUUGUGGAAAGGCUGGAGCGUGAUUCUGCAGCCAAGAUUACCGGCAUGCUUCUGGAAAUGGACCAAACAGAGGUUUUGCAUCUUCUUGAAUCACCAGAAGCUCUGAAGGCUAAGGUUGCCGAGGCCUUGGAGGUAUUGCAGAAUGUCGCUGCUCAGCAACAAGCCAACAGUCCAGCUGACAGAUUGGCUUCACUAUCGCUGAAUGAUAACCUGGUUCCUUGAGCCUAAAAUGAUUGGAAUUUGGGUAUAGGCAUCCUGGCCAAUACUUUGCUGGACCCUUUAUCAACACUGGACUAUAUUUGUUUAUCAGGGUUGAAGUUUGGAACUUUAUAUAUAAUGCUAUGCUUUUGGAUAGUGUUUUAUUAUUAAUACAGUUGCUAGAACAUGGUUUGUUUUUUGCAUGGCUUCUCUAGUUUU